Messenger RNA from Eimeria maxima, 498 nucleotides. Its product is annotated as CMGC kinase, Dyrk family, putative. NCBI's taxonomy places the organism in Eukaryota, Apicomplexa, Conoidasida, Eucoccidiorida, Eimeriidae. The transcript is spliced from 3 exons. The record is from RefSeq and is a predicted model, not a curated record. Bases 1 to 498 code for a protein of 165 amino acids.
AUGGAGUAUAAAGGUAAAUUACCAAAUAAAUUAAUUCGUUCAGGUCAAUUCUCAUCAAAUCAUUUUAAUUCCGAUUUUGAUUUUAUUUAUAGAGAUAAAGAUUCUUUUUCUAAACAAGAUAUACAUCGUAUUAUUCAUGAUCUAAGACCUACUAAGAAUAUAACGGAAUCUUUAUUAGAUAAACAAUCAGGUCUUACAGGUACACCAGCAAAGAUAAAUUUUUUACGUCGUAAGAUGCGUCAAUUUGGUGAUUUAUUGGAGAAAUGUUUGACAUUAGAUCCACAAAAAAGAUUAACACCUGAUGAGGCAUUACAGCAUCCUUUUGUUAAGGAAAGUAUGCACUUUGUUGAGGGAGGAGGAGGAGGAGGAGGAUCUUCUUCUUCCUCGGCUACAGCAAUAACAGCAGCAGCAGCAACAGCAACUGCAGCAACUGCAGCAACUGUAGCCGCUACUAUUAGCAGCAAGAAGGACAAGGAGAUGGAGGAGGGAGGGAGAUAA